Chaetomium fimeti is the source of this 972-nucleotide messenger RNA. Its product is annotated as concanavalin A-like lectin/glucanase domain-containing protein. The record is from RefSeq and is a predicted model, not a curated record. Gene Ontology annotation, biological process: carbohydrate metabolic process. The transcript has 2 exons. Bases 104 to 898 code for a protein of 264 amino acids. NCBI's taxonomy places the organism in Eukaryota, Fungi, Ascomycota, Sordariomycetes, Sordariales, Chaetomiaceae. Gene Ontology annotation, molecular function: hydrolase activity, hydrolyzing O-glycosyl compounds.
AAGACAUUCCUUUUCCAACAUUCCAGGCGAACUUCACUUCAUUAUCCGUUCCUUGUAUAUAUUACAUCCGGUUCUAUACCUCUUUAUCACUUACCAUUCCACAAUGCGCUUCGCUUCAUACGUCUCGUUGCUUCCCAUCCUGGGUACCAGCGUCUCGGCCUGGGACGCACCGGGUUAUGAUGGUUACCGGCUAGUCUGGGCCGAAACCUUCGCCGGCCCGACCAACUCCCUGCCGAACGAGAACAACUGGAACAUCAUCGAUGGAAACAUCGGCGUCAACAACGAGCUCCAGACGUACAGGCGGGACCCUCGUAACGCCCAAACCAGCGGUGGCAAGACCCUGCAGCUUGUCCCCUGGCAGGACGGUUCAGACUGGACCUCGGGGAGACUCGAGUCCAAGUACACGUUCACGCCGCAGGCAGGCAAGCGGACGAUGGCUGAGGCGCAGAUCCGCUUUGGUGGUAACAACAUCGACACUAAGGCAGGCAUGUGGCCAGCCUUCUGGCUCUUGGGAGACUCGAUCCGGUCGGGAACCGCGUGGCCUGGGUGCGGCGAGCUUGAUAUCAUGGAGACGGUCAACGGGAAGUUGACCGGCUACGGGACGAUUCACUGUGACGUCUAUCCUGGCGGCGUCUGUAACGAGCCCACCGGCCGUGGCGCCACGGCGUCCAUCCCCAACCAGGACUUUCAGCGGUGGCGGAUCGUCUGGGACCGCACCUCCGGCGACUGGCGCUCCCAGUCCAUCACCUGGUUCAUGAACGACAACCAGUUCCACCAGGUCCGCGGAGACCAACUCAACAACGAAGGCGUGUGGGCCAGCCUGACGGCCAAGCCCCUCUUUUUCAUUUUGAAUGUUGCUGUUGGCGGCAACUGGGUGAGUUCACCUAGCCCUGAUUGACUUCCCCGCUGGUGACACACGUACUGAUGUGAUGUUAUGUAGCCCGGCUACCCUAACGACAAGACUCUUGACGG